Molecule: messenger RNA, 2029 nt
Organism: Conger conger (European conger)
Lineage: Eukaryota; Metazoa; Chordata; Actinopteri; Anguilliformes; Congridae
Gene: daw1
Product: dynein assembly factor with WDR repeat domains 1
Exons: 13
Coding region: 61-1308 (415 amino acids)
Molecular function (GO): protein binding
Source: RefSeq, a predicted model, not a curated record
GAACCCUCAUGCUUGCGUCUCCAUAGAGACGCUUUGUUUACAGUUUUGUAUUAGGUCGCCAUGAAGCUGAAAAGGUUUCUUCUUAGAUAUUAUCCACCAGGAAUAAUUCUGGAGUUUGAGAAAGGGGGAGAGUUGAAGACUAAAUCCAUUGAUCUGUUGGACCUUUCUCCUGGUACGGACGCAGAGGGGUUAAUAGAGGAGAUCAGGAGGACGGAACCGCUCAUCACCGCCUCCCGCGCUGAUCAGGUCAAACAGCUGAUCCUUCGGCUGCAGGAGAAACUGGGCCAGCAGGAGGACCGCAGGUUCUACCUCUUCAAGGCCCUGCAGGCUCACAUCCUGCCCCUGACGAAUGUUGCCUUCAACAAAUCAGGGUCAAGUUUCAUCACUGGCAGCUAUGACAGAACGUGUAAGAUAUGGGACACAGUGUCGGGGGAGGAGCUGCACACCCUGGAAGGGCACAGGAAUGUGGUGUACGCCAUCGCGUUCAACAACCCCUACGGAGACAAGAUCGCGACAGGAUCUUUCGAUAAGACGUGCAAGUUAUGGAGCGCAGAGACGGGCAAAUGCUACCACACCUUCCGUGGACAUACUGCAGAAAUCGUAUGUCUGGCUUUUAACCCUCAGAGCUCCAUGCUGGCCACCGGAAGUAUGGAUACCACUGCCAAGCUGUGGGACGUCCAGACAGGAGAGGAGCUGGCCACGCUAAACGGCCACUCUGCUGAGAUCAUUGCUCUCUGCUUUAACACUGCGGGGGAUCAGCUGGUCACCGGCUCCUUUGACCACACCGUGUCCCUGUGGGACAUUCCGUCGGCCAGGCGCAUCCACACUCUGAUAGGACACAGAGGGGAGAUCAGCAGUGUGCAGUUCAACUGGAACUGCUCCCUCAUUGUCACCGGAUCCAUGGACAAGACUUCCAAGAUAUGGGACUCGCACAGCGGGAAGUGUGUGGCGACACUGGCGGGUCAUGAAGACGAGGUGCUGGACGUCUGCUUCGACUUGACUGGCCAGCUCAUCGCCACGGCAUCCGCUGAUGGCACGGCCAGGGUGUACAGGGCAUCCUCAGGCGAGUGCGCUGCCAGACUGGAGGGACACGAGGGCGAGAUCUCUAAGAUCUGCUUUAACCCCCAGGGCAGCAGAGUUCUCACCGCCAGUGCAGACAAGACCGCGCGGCUGUGGGACGUGGCCUCUGGGGUCUGCCUGCAGGUGCUGGAAGGACACACCGAUGAGAUCUUCUCCUCCGCCUUCAACUACGAGGGCGACACCAUUAUUACAGGCAGUAAGGACAACACCUGCCGCAUCUGGCGCUGAGGGGGCAGCGUGUGGACUGGGCCCUCCUCGGUGGAGGAGACUCAGUCUGUGGAGAAGAAGUGACUGUUAGGGGGUCAGUAGGCUUGAAACAAAUUUGAAUACGACGUGUUCGCGAAGGCUGCUGAACAGCUGUUGAACACGGAGCUGGGAGCUGAGUCUGUAUAGUCUGUUAGUUUAAGGACUAACAGCUUCAGCAAGUUUAGCCUCAAACCCAUUCGUCUUGGAAACGAGCAGGACAAAUGGACACGAUAUAAACAGAAGGUUCACUGGAAACACAUGGCCUACAAUGCAGCCAAUGACGCGAGUGAACCAACUGCAGGCGAUGGUGUAUUGGGCGGUGAACAAGGCUGUGUGGUGAUUUAGACUAGAUCGGCUGGCCAGCCUGUGCACACUGCGGCAAAUUCGAAAGUUUGAAGUCUACUGAGCCUUUUAGCCGAAAAGCCUGGUAUUAAUGAGAAAAUACAGUAUUUUCAUACUUUAUGUAUGACCAGAACACCCUCACCUUGGAUACACUUUACCCUUCCUUUCAACUCUUCCUGAAUGCUACCGUCUCCCUCAUAGUCUUGCCUCAGCAUCUACCCGUAGGCUCCGUAAUGUUGGGACGUAUUUCUGAUCAUGUAUUUCUAACAAGAGAGAGAAUCAUAAUCUCAUUAUGAAUGCAUUUAACUGUCUGUCAUCUGUAAUGAGGAAUGCUAGUUAUACUGCCUUGGUUUCCAUUAAA